Molecule: messenger RNA, 2436 nt
Organism: Cuscuta campestris
Lineage: Eukaryota; Viridiplantae; Streptophyta; Magnoliopsida; Solanales; Convolvulaceae
Source: the annotation of a GenBank genome assembly
AAGCAUCAAUUAUAUGCAUAUUUUAUUUUUCCUUCUCGUCUAGACGACUACCCAGAAACCCAAUCGGAAAGAGGACCAACGGCAGGAACUCCGAACCCUAGCUGCGCCGUUCGCCGUGCCGCGGCCCGCCUCCUUCCGCUACCAGCCACUUCUUCCGACCGCCGCAACCGGGUGUGCUCGCAUUCAACCGGUUAAUCCAUUCUCUAAGGGAGUUGUUAUUAAGGUAGCAUGGUAGCACCAUCAUCUAACACAUCUUCACUGAAAGAUUAUCUAAGAAAAUAUGAUAGUGGUUAUGAAGAGGAGAAGAAAAAGAAGAAGAAGAAGAAAGCCAAAUCUAACACCACAGGUGUUCUCAUUGUUGAUGAAGAUCCUGUCUGGGAAAAACCAGUUAACGUUGACGAGGAAGAGGAUGACUCAGCUGAUGAUGAGACGCCUAUGAUUAAUGAAGAUAUUGAAGUCAAGCGCAUGAAGAGACUGGAGCAGCUUAGAGCCAAACGACCAUUUGGUGCCAUUUCAGAGGAUGGAAGUGGUUGGGUUUCUGUUUCAGACGCUCCAAAGAAUAACUUGAAUUCUGAUGACCAAAAUUUGGAUUUGUCACCUCCUCGCAAAGGGAUUUGUCACAAUGAUUCACCUUCUCCUGAACUGAAACUUAAUCCAUCCAGAGCAGUAGAUGUUGAUCUGUCCCCACCCCGUAAAAGAAGGGCCCGGAACGAUACACCUUCUCCAGGACGAAAUUCCAUGCAAUCUAGGAGGCAGGAUGAAGACUUAUCACCUCCUCGCAAACACACUGCUAGGAGUGAUACGCCUUCAAGCAACGCUUAUGGUGAUAUUUCACCUCCUCGCAGAAGAAGUGCCCGAUAUGAUACGCCUUCACCAGAGCGUGAUCUCAUGCAUUCUGAGAGGGAAGAUGCUGACUUGUCACCUCCUCGCAAAGACAGCACCAGAAGUCGUUCAUCUUUCAGGAAAGUUCAUGGUGAUGUGUCACCACCACCACUGCAGACACAAAGAAAAAGUCAGUUCCCUGCAAAUGAUCUGUCCCCAACCCGUAAAAGAAGAGCCCGAAACGAUACACCUUCUCCAGAACCCAAAUCCAUGCAAUCUAGGAGGCAGGGUGAAGACUUAUCACCUCCUCGCAAACGCAAUGCUAGGAGUGAUACACCUUCAAGCAACACUUGUGGUGAUGUUUCACCUCCUCGUAGAAGAAGUGCUCGAUAUGGUACGUCUUCACCAGAACGUGAUCUCAUGCAUUCUGGGAGGGAAUGUGCUGAUUUGUCACCUCCUCGCAAACACAGCAAUAGAAGCCGUUCAUCUUUCAGGAAAGUUCAUGGUGAUGUGUCACCACCACUGCAGGAACAAAGAAAAAAUCAGUUCUCUGUAAAUGAUGACAACACAUCUGAUAUAGACUUAUCUCCACCAAGGAAGAUACGAGCUCAAUCGCCAGCAGCAAAACAGAGGCCAAAGACUGGUCUGGUUUCUGCCAAGGAUGUCAAAGAUGAAAUUGCUAAAACAAAGAAAGAGGAGUGGUUGAGGAUUAAGGAAUUGGAUCCUUCAGUUAGUGGCAAGGGUGCAGAAGGAGUAUAUCGUGAUAAAGUAACAGGGGAGCGAGUAUCUAAGGAGGAGUUCUUGAAGUCUCAUAAGAAGAAAGAGGAGGAGAAGCCUAAGGAAAUAAAGCUGGAAUGGGGUAAGGGUCUGGCUCAGAAGCGUGAGAUGGAGGCUAGGCUUCAGGAAUUAGAGAACGAGAAGAAUAAGCCAUUUGCCCGGAGCAGAGAUGAUCCUGACCUUGACAAUAUGCUCAAGGAGAGAUUGAGGUGGGGUGAUCCCAUGGCGCAUUUGGUGAAGAAGAAACAAGCGGAUCAAGCUCUUCUCCUACCUGACCUAGGGUCAGAUGAUAAAAUGAAAGAAUCUGGUUUCAUAAUCCCUCAGGAAAUCCCCCCUCACAGCUGGAUUCGAAGAGGGUUGGAAGCUGCACCCAAUCGGUAUGGUAUCAAACCAGGGCGGCACUGGGAUGGCGUUGACCGCAGUAACGGCUAUGAGAAACAAAUGUUCAAACGCUCGAGCGAGAAACAAGCAACCGAAAGAGAGGCAUAUCUAUGGUCUGUUGCUGACAUGUGAUCUGCCAUCGCCAGAACCUCUUUUCUCACUUCUCAGCAAACGAGUUACGGAGUAUUCGGGGGGUACACACGGAAGAAAUUGGAGAAAUACACACAGAGAAGGAACAGAGCCGAAAAAAAAGGAGUUCGACGUGGUGCUGUGCACACCGCCGCCGCUCCUCGCUGCUACCGUGACACUGCUGACCACCGCCGUUCUUCUUGUCCGCUGUUUGGCUUGUUUGAGUCGUUAAUUCGUCAAAUAAUCGAGGUGAGUUUGUGAGUUUGUUCUAGCAUAGAAUUCAUAGAUAGUGUUAACUCAUAUACAUAAUCAAUUUUUUAAAUUCGU